AUGGACAAUUUCAAGGAUUUGACCUUUAAUUCUGCGGGGCCUACUGUAAUAAUUCAUGGGAUAUCGCUUUAUGCAUCUCGAGGAACUCUGUGACCAAGGACGCCAAUUGGCAAAAAUAUUGCGGUCUCAGUGUCUUCGAUGCUUCCUGUGAUAAAAUUGACUUCAGAAGUGCUUGAAACUUUGUGGAUUGCGGGACUCCAAGGUUCCUCACGAUCUGCGCUAGGAGGCUUUUUGAUUGGUUACAAGCAUUCUCCAGCUCAUUUUUUGAAUGUAGAUAUCAAAGAGAUCCAAUGGCAUGUCCGCAAAACGCCAAGAAACUCAGGGGAUUAUGCAAUAAGGGUCUUUCCUAAAGAUUCUGAAAGAGGAGAUAUAACGAGAAGAGAGUCUGAAUUUAUGCUACAAUCUAUAUUUUUAUAUAUAAAAUAUAAGAAAUACUCAAUAAUUUUAAUAAAAAGACUAUAAUACUUAUAAAGUAUACACUAUUUAAACUAGAUUCAUAUGCAGAAUUAGAAUUUUUGGAGCCGCUUGACUUGUGCAAGACCUCACUAAAUUUUGAUGUGAGAGGAAAUGAAAUAGAAAUCAGCUGCCAGAUGCUGUUUCCUAGGCUUGAUCUUGAAUUUGUCCCGAUUUCUCCUCUAAAAAUUGUGUCAACUCCUCUUAGUGUGAAACUUACCCAGAAAAAUUUAAAACAUCCGAAAUUUCAGACUGGAUAUUUAACCCUUGACCAGAAAAAACGAGUUUUGCCACUGUUAUGUUCUGACCCACUAGCUUUUAAGUACCCUCUUGUAGGAGUUUGAGCUACUGCAAGCCCUGGAAGCCAGGAAUGCCCAUUAUCUCAUCCUCUAAUUUGGUCAUCUUGUGUAAGGUUCAUUGAAAGCAAGCUGAUCCAAGAAAGAAUUUCUCCUAAUCCUGCCCAAAAUACCUUUUUAUUUAUAUAUUUUUCAUCAAAACCUCAAUUUUACGAAGCCAGCACACAUAAAAAAGCAGCUUGGUGCAUUCAAAAUAUAACCCACGAGAUACAAAAAGAAGGACAAUUUUUUAGUCCUAUAACCUGCAAGUAUUUGCAAGCAGAAUCUCCAAGAAUAAGCUUAACCUCGCCAAAACUAAAGCAAAAAUCAUCGAAUUUAUUAGAAAAUUCAAGCAUUAUUGACAGGUUUAGUAAUAUAGAAACAAUGCCACGAUCAGUCAGAAGUAGCUUGGAAACUUGUAAUGGGAUUGCUCAGUCUACAGAAAGGCUUAUAAGAGAACAGUCAGAAAUGCUGAAAAGGCUGGAAAAACAAAUCCAAAACUUGCAGAGCCACGUAAUCUCGUCAAGGCUAGAAACCCCAAGAAAAAGCACAAGAUAUGCAGAAGAAUGCCUCUCCCCAAAAAUGGUCAAUUCAGCCACAAAUACAACUUUGUCUACUGCAGAAGGCAAAAUAGCAAGUCCACGACUUAUGGACACUAAAAAGUCAGCAUCUACCAAUACAAGCUUUAUUGUUUCUCAUACAGAACGAAAACUUCUCCCUCCUAGGCAAGCUCGGACCAAGCUUUCAAGUGAUACAGAAAGCAUAGAUUGCAAGAAAAUUUCAAGUGAUACAGAAAGCAUAGAUUGCAAGAAAACCAAGCAAUCACCAACCCGAGCUGCUUCUUUACGAUAUAGCUGCUCCUCUACAGAUAUUUCCAAUAUAAGAAGCUCUAUAAACAGCAAUAGCAGUUUCCAAAAAUCCGAAAAUUCCGACACUACAAUUCGAGUCCCAAAAAUAAUUUACGAGUCUUCUCUCAGUGAUAUAUCUGACGAAGAAGUUGCAGAGCUGGAAAAAAAAAUAUUCCUUAUUUCAUAACUCUAUUAAAAAAAAUAUAUAAAAUACUGCUAUAGUCUAUUUAUUCAAUAAAAAAUACUUAAAAUAG
Messenger RNA from Blepharisma stoltei, 1890 nucleotides. The record is from the annotation of a GenBank genome assembly. Lineage: Eukaryota; Ciliophora; Heterotrichea; Heterotrichida; Blepharismidae.